Molecule: messenger RNA, 348 nt
Organism: Funneliformis geosporum
Lineage: Eukaryota; Fungi; Glomeromycota; Glomeromycetes; Glomerales; Glomeraceae
Source: the annotation of a GenBank genome assembly
AUGAAGAGUGAUGAUGAAAUUAUAUGGGGAGAUGAUGAUUUGGAUCGUAAUCAAGAAGAUUUAAUUCAAAAUUUAAUAACUCAAAUGCAGAAUUAUGUCCCACCAGCCCACAAAUCAACUUAUACAGGAAAUUCUGCAAGAACUAAACGUAGACAUCAUGCUCAAGUGAAAAGGGAUGCUGAAAAAAAUGAAUCCAAAGAUGAUUAUGAUUUAAUUUAUAAUUCCCAACAAACAAUCAACUCUCUUAAAGCACAACUAAAAGAAAAAAAUUUAAAUGAAGGUUAUGAAUUAAGAUUAACUGCUAUAUUGCAAUAUAUGCGGCUUCUUGAAUUUCAAAAUUCUAACUAA